Molecule: messenger RNA, 8532 nt
Organism: Polyodon spathula (Mississippi paddlefish)
Lineage: Eukaryota; Metazoa; Chordata; Actinopteri; Acipenseriformes; Polyodontidae
Product: kinesin-like protein KIF26B
Exons: 15
Coding region: 189-6518 (2109 amino acids)
Biological process (GO): microtubule-based movement
Molecular function (GO): microtubule motor activity; ATP binding; microtubule binding
Source: RefSeq, a predicted model, not a curated record
UUUGUGUGAUGUGAUCUUUAAAAAAAUGCAAGCGAUCGAGAUUUUAAUGCCAGCGAAAGCAGAGCGCGCAGGAAUCUGAUUUCCUCUGAAUGCGUACCUGGCUGCUGGAUGUGGGUUUUCAGAUUGCUUCGUGAAUAUACAUACACGCUGAACUGGGAUUCUUGGUUGAUUAAGAAAUAAGGAAAACAAUGAACAUGACUUCUGUGUCUGGAAAUAAGGACAGGGCUGCCGUGUCAGCCAGAAACCGAAAAUAUGGGAUGACAGAGGCUUUAUCUCCAGCCAAGUCAGCCUCUUUCUCUCCGGAGACCUGGUAUAGGAAAGCUUAUGAAGAAUCCCGAACCGGCAAACGCCCCACCCCCGAAGGAGCUGGCUCAGUCCUGGGCUCGUCUGGAACCCCGUCCCCAGGGUCUGGCACUUCUUCCCCGGGAUCAUUUACUGGCUCCCCCGGCCCCACUUCCCCGGGAAUUGGAACGGGCUCCCCUGGAUCUUUGGGUGGGUCCCCUGGAUUCGGGACUGGAUCUCCGGGCUCCGGCAGUGGGAGCUCCCCUGGAUCAGAUCGAGGGAUCUGGUGUGAGAACUGUAAUGCAAGGCUGGUGGAGUUAAAAAGACAGGCCCUCAAAUUACUGAUCCCAGGACCCUUCUCUAGCAAGGACCCUUCAUUCUCUGCCCUGAUUCAUGACAAACUCCAAGUCCCCAACACCUCCCGCAAGGCCUGGAAUGAGAAGGACAGCCGCUGUGACGUCUGCGCCACCCACCUGAACCAUCUGAAGCAGGAGGCCAUUCAGAUGGUGCUGACGCUAGAACAGGCUGCCGCCCUGCAGCAGCGCGACAGCUCUCCAGGAUCGCCCCCUCCCUCCAACAUGCCCUCACUAGGGGGCUCCCGCAGCGUGGGCGGCCAGCAGGGACCUCGGGACUGGUCUUUCAUCCCAGCCACCUACACCAGCCCUGGCUACGUGAGCUCCCCGCCCGGCAAGCACUCCAGCAAACCCAACAGCCUGGGCAUCGAGAAGAAGAACGGAGCCCCCGGGCAUGCUGGGAAAGCUAGCAGCCCAGGCAACGGCAACAUCCUGGCCUCGGGCCCCAUUCAGGCACAUCAGUAUCUGGAUGGGACCUGGUCUAUGUCAAGAGCCAAUGGGGUGACCCUUUACCCUUAUCAAAUUUCUCAAGUGGUGACUGAGAACUGCCAGGAGGGCUUGAGCGAGGCUGUUCUGAACCGGUACAAUGCAGACAGGCCCUCUCUGUACAACUUCUCCGGCUUACAGAACACCUAUGUCUCCAGUGUGCCCGCCGGUGUGCCCUCCAGUGGGACCUCCAGUGUGCCCGCCAGUGUUCCCUCCAGUGGGACCUCCGCCGCUGCCUCCUUCUUCGCCAGAGCUGCACAGAAGCUGAAUCUGUCCUCUAAAAAGAAGAAACAUCGUCCAUCUCCAUCCUUCUUGUGUGACCCCCCUCUCUUCCCCACCAACUUCAGUGCAAUUCUGCAGAGCUCUCCCCCGCCAGCACCGCCAUGCCUGCUGCGAGCCGUCAACAAAAUCAAGGACAACCCAGGACUGGGAAAGGUGAAAGUCAUGCUGCGAAUCUGCCCAGCCCCAGCAGGGGUCACCACAGAGUCCAGUUCCUUCUUGAAAGUCGACCCCCGUAAAAAGCAGAUCACCCUGUUUGACCCAGCCACCAACGCCCCCCAGAAUACUACGCAGAAGCGGGGCAGCCAGGUGCCACCGAAGAUGUUCGCCUUUGAUGCUGUCUUCCCACAUGAUGCCUCGCAGGCUGAAGUGAGCGCCGGCACGGUGGCGGAGGUCAUCCAGUCCGUGGUGGACGGGGCGGACGGCUGUGUGUUCUGCUUCGGACACACCAAGCUCGGAAAGUCAUAUACCAUGAUGGGAAAAGAUGACUCCAUGCAGACCCUUGGAAUCAUCCCCUGCUCCAUAUCCUGGCUCUUCAGGCUGAUAAACGAGAGGAAGGAGAAGACUGGUGCACGCUUCUCAGUCCGAGCCUCUGCUGUCGAGGUCUGGGGGAAAGACGAAAAGCUCAAGGACCUGCUUUCAGAGGUGGCUACAGGCAGUCUCCAGGAUGGCCAGUCUCCAGGAGUUUACCUCUGUGAGGACCCCAUCUGUGGCAUGCAGCUUCAGAACCAGAGUGAGCUCCGAGCCCCCACUGCGGAGAAGGCAGCUUUCUUCCUCGACGCCGCCAUUGCCUCCCGCCGCAGCAGCAAGCCGGACUGCGACGAAGAGGAGCAGCGCAACUCACACAUGCUCUUCACCCUGCAUGUCUACCAGUACCGCAUGGACAAGAGCGGCAAGGGAGGGAUGUCUGGGGGGCGCAGCCGCCUGCACCUCAUCGACCUGGGCAGCUGUGUGAAGGUGCUGGGCAAGAGCCGGGACAGUGGGGCUGGACUGUGCCUCUCACUGUCAGCACUGGGGAACGUGAUCCUCGCCCUCGUCAAUGGCAGCAAGCACAUCCCAUACAAGGACAGCAAGCUCACUAUGCUGCUUCGUGAGUCUCUGGGAAACAUGAACUGCCGCACUACCAUGAUUGCACACAUCUCAGCAAUCGCCAGCAACUUUGCAGAGACACUUUCCACGGUCCAGAUUGCAUCCCGAGUGCUGAGGAUGAAGAAGAAGAAGACUAAGUAUACCUCCAGCUCUUCUGGUGGUGAGAGUUCCUGUGAGGAAGGGAAAAUGCGCCGGCCUACCCAGCUGAGGACAUUCCACUCGAGGAACGUGGUUGACCCUGACCUCCCUCUCCUGCUCCUGUCCAGUGAUCCCGAUUACUCGUCCAGCAGCGAGCAGUCCUGCGACACUGUCAUCUACGUGGGCCCCAACGGCUCAGCCCUGUCAGACAAGGAACUGACCGACAAUGAAGGGCCUCCGGAUUCCGUGCCCAUAAUCCCCUCUCUGCAGAAAAACAAGUGUGAGCCAGAGAAGCAGCAGCCGCAAGAAGAAAAGGCUGAGAAUGCAGGAGGCAAGGACUGCCUGAAAUGCAACACCUUUGCAGAACUGCAGGAGAGGCUAGAGUGCAUUGAUGGCAGUGAGGAGGUCAGCAAAUUCCCCUUUGAAGAGGUUGCUGCACAAUAUACUGCAAACCUGUUGACAAAGCAUGAGCCAGUGCAAACCCAAGGGGCAGGGCCUCAGGUGGUAUCAGAAGCUCACAUAACUGAACAGCAACAGAUAGAGUCUGUGGAGAAUGGCAGUGUUGCCCAAAGCAAUGUCCAGAGCAUGUCUGCCAUCACCUGUCCCAAUGGAAACCAUUCUGAUCUAUCCUCAAGCAGGAGUGUCACAGGAAGUUGCAGCAUGCAGGCUAGUUCCUUACAGAGGGCUCAGAGUUCCACCCUGCACAGCAGCAAGGAAUCUCUGACCACUAACAGCUCUGGAGAAACAAAACCAAGGCCCUUGGGCUCUCCCAGACUGGGCAUUGCCAGCCUAACCAAGACAUCUGAGUAUAAGCCUCCCUCUUCCCCAUCUCAGAGAUGUAAGGUGUACACACAGAAGGGAGUACUGCCCUGCCCAGCCCCACUACCACCCCAAAGUCUGGGCAAGGAAAAUGGUAAAUCCUCUACCGAGUCUUUGCUGGAGCCUGAAGUCAGGACUUCCCCUGUGGGUAUGAGCCCCCAGGUCAUAAAGAAGUCUUCUGUUCCUAUAAAUGGAAGCUCUGCUGAGACAACCUUCUCAGAAAAUCAACAGUCUCAGCCAGAGACCAAGAAGGAGGUCAACAGUACCACCACAGUGACAGUUCAGCAGCCCCUGGAGCUGAAUGGGGAAGACGAGCUGGUGUUCACGCUGGUUGAAGAGCUGACAAUCGGUAUGCUGGAAAAUGGACGCCCCACGAGCAUAAUCAGCUUUAACAGCGACUGCUCAGUCCAGGCCAUGGCCUCUGGCUCACGGCCUGUCAGUAUCAUCAGUAGCAUCAGUGAAGACCCUGAGAGCUACAAAAGUGCUGCCACUUCCACCACUGCUACCAUUUCUGAUGUCAGCACCACACAGUUCUUGCCAGUCCCCAAAGGUGAAGGGGAAGCCUUGACCACAAAUAGCCAUCGUUCCUCCAUCAGCUCUUGGCUGAGUGAAAUGAGCACUGGCAGUGAUGGAGAGCAGUCCUGUCAUAGCUUUGUCACCCAGCCAUGCUACGGGCAAGGGGAGUCCCUGGCAGAACCUCAUCUGACUGAUUUCCCAGAAGAAAUUCAGGGCGAAAGCCUUCUCUACCUGAACGGGGGAAAGAACUCAAUUGCUGACAACCUAUUUGCUGCAGUCGAGACGGCUGCUGAGAAGAGCCACCCCAUCAAGGCUUCCCCACCAAAAAACUGUCAAAUAUCAACUUUGGACAAAACUGCAGUCACCGUCUCUAAUGUGUCAAGCUUGGGUGUCUCAGAUGGCUACAUGCCCAUCGUCACUGUUCAUCCCUGCAUCACAGUCAACACAAGGGUCCUGCAGGAUCUCACUAAAGUCAGCCCAGGCAUUAACGUCCCUCAAACUGUAGAUAACAAGGUGGCAGUAUUCCCUAUCUCCAAUUACAUCAAGUUUGAUGAUCCCUGGCUUAAAAGAGAAGAUGAGGACACGAAAGCUGUAGAUGUCAUAUGUGAGGCCAAACGAGAAAAAAGGUCCUCUGAUCCAAUAAAGGUGUGGAACUCGGCUGACCGAUUCAGUUCCAGUAGUGGGGAGGCAGCCAACUCCCCUAUAUAUUCUGACAGCCUGAGGAGGGUGGUUGAUGGGUGCGAGAUGACCUUGUCCAGUUCUGGUAGCCAGAGUCCCAUUUAUUCCUAUGAGGUCCUCAGGACAGGAAGCCUGCCCAGGGGAUGGCACCGCUUGAACAGACAAGAGAAUCUUGAAGAUACCUCCCUUGGGUUCAUGGGUGCUGAGUGUAGUGGUAUAGGGGCUGCCUCCUCAACUCCUUGCAGCCCAAGGGCCACUCUGGAAAGGAGAGCAGCUUCAGCCAAGCAUUGCAUUCUUGCCAAGCCAAAAGGAAUUCCGCCUUUGCCUCCAGUUAGAAAAUCCAGCCUGGACCAGAGGAACAGAGCAAGCCCUCUGCACAACACAAGCAGCAGCUGCAGCAGCAGCCAGAGCCAAACACUCUCACUCUUGGGCAGCCUUCCUGAUGAUCUAGGCAGCAGUGGGAAGCUGAAAGGUCCCAACAUUGAAAGCAGCAGCAAGCUCUUCAGUGCCAAGCUGGAGCAACUUGCUAACCGGACCAACUCCCUGGGGAGGUCUCAUACCGGGCACUACAACUGCCUGUCCUUGGAGAGGGCUGAAAGCCUGACUUCGGUUGGCUCAAAGAGCAUCUUUGGAAGGGACAGCACCAUGCCAAGGGCUGGCAGGAGCUUGAGUCGUGCCUCCAUGUCCUCAUCCACUGGUUCUGGUGGCACCAGCGCCACCCCUCAGUCGCCCAAGGUAACCCAGUCCAAGAUCUCAGCUGUCACUAAGCUUCUCCUAGCCAGCCCCAAAGCCAGAAGUAUGUCAGCUUCCAGCACCAAAACACUGAGCUUUUCCACGAAAUCCCUCCCUCAGUCUGUCAACAGGAGCUCCAGCUUACCACCUAAUGGCAAAAAUCAGAUAUCCUGGUCCACCCAGUCCCUGUGCAGGAACCGGGGCUCAGGGCUGGUUUCCAAACUACCACUGAGAGCUGUGAACGGACGGAUCUCAGAGCUGCUCCAAGGAAGUGGUGCAUCUCAUGCCAGCCAUGUAAAAGGGGCAUCAGACUCCGAGGAGAGAGGAGGGCUUCCUGGAGAUGAGAAGCCUGUUGUUCAUACGCUGCCUUCCCCCUACAGCAAGAUCACAGCCCCACGCAAGCCUCACCGCUGCAGCAGUGGCCAUGGCAGUGACAACAGCAGUGUUCUAAGUGGGGAGCUCCCUCCAGCCAUGGGUAAAACUGCCUUAUUCUACCACAGCGGGGGCAGCAGCGGCUAUGAGAGCAUGAUUCGGGACAGCGAGGCGACCGGAAGUGCCUCGUCUGCCCAGGACUCCGUGAGCGAGAACAGCAGCUCAGUUAGUGGCCGAAGAAGCCUCAAAAACCAGAAGAAAAGAAAUAAUAACGGGACUCAGAGGCGUCGCUUGAUCCCAACUCUGUCCCUCGAUGCAGCCUCACCGGUCCGGAAGCCUGCCAACAGCCCUGGGGUACGCUGGGUAGACGGGCCACUGCGACCUGCACAGAGAGGUUCGACCGAACCCUUUGAGAUCAAAGUAUAUGAAAUAGAUGAUGUGGAACGACUCCAGAAGAGGAGAGGGGCAGGCAACCAGGUGGUAUUCUUCAGUGCCAAGCUGAAGAUUCUGGAGAACAGACAGCAGAGAAUCGCUGAGGUUAGAGCUAGAUACGAGUGGCUUAAGAAGGAACUGGAGACAACCAAACAGCACCUGAUGCUUGAACCUGAGAAGUGGACCAGUGAAUUUGAUCUGCAGCAGACAUUCGAAGUGGAUUCCCUGGAGUAUCUGGAAGCCCUGGAGUGCAUUACAGAGCGUCUCGAGAGUCGCGUCAACUUCUGCAAGGAACAUCUCAUGAUGAUCACCUGCUUUGACAUCACUUCCAGGCGCCGAUGAGGGGAAGGAGGCAGGAAUGCAUAGAAUGAGUGUGAAGAGUGGAAUUACUGGGGCAGAAGAAAGAUGUGGGUGUGAUCUGAGGAUGUAGAAUCUCCUGCAAGACUGAAAGAGCACUUUAGAGGAGUUUUUGAGUUGAUUGUAAACAUGGUUUGCUUGCUUGAAAGGAGUUGUGGAUGAUGGACUGCUAACAGAGAAGCCGGCAAAUGAAGAAAAAUAAAAAAAAUAAGGACUAUAAGUGCCUUGCCAAGAUUUCAAUAUCCAAGCAUUUCCGUAUUUGUGUACAGAUGGUUCUAGCUUAUGAAAAAAAAAGAAAAAAAAGAAAAAAAUUGCGGCUUGUUUCACUUGGUGUUUUAUCCCCCUUCUUACUUGCUGUUUCUCAGUAGUUUGUAUUUGUAUUGUUAUAUACUAGUCAGAAAACAGCAUAUUAACUAUAUAUUAACUGUUAAAAUGUAAGGCCACUCAGAGUCAAUGUGCAGUUUCAGAGAGUCAGUGUGCAGUUUCAAAGAGUCACUGUGCAGUUUCAGAGAGUCACUGUGCAGUUUCAGAGAGUCAGUGUGCAGUUUCAGAGAGUCAAUGUGCAGUUUCAGAGAGUCAGUGUACAGUUUCAGAGAAUCAAUGUGCAGUUUCAGAGAGUCACUGUGCAGUUUCAGAGAGUCAGUGUACAGUUUCAGAGCCACUGUGCAGUUUCAGAGAGUCAGUGUGCAGUUUCAGAGAGUCAAUGUGCAGUUUCAGAGUCACUGUGCAGCUUCAGAGAGUCAGUGUGCAGUUUCAGAGAGUCACUGUGCAGUUUUGGAGAGUCAGUGUGCAGUUUCAGAGAGUCAGUGUGCAGUUUCACAGAGUCAGUGUACAGUUUCACAGAGUCAGUGUACAGUUUCAGAGAGCCACUGUGCAGUUUCAGAGAGUCAAUGGGCAGUUUCAGAGAGUCACUGUACAGUUUUGGAGAGUUUAGUCUGUUGGCUGACCUGAACAGAAGCCAAGCCCCUCUGGACUGAACCUGAUCCCCUGCUCUACAAGGGAGGCAGAAUCAGGUUUGAUGAGCCAUAAAGGAGAAAGAGGGAUGGAAAACAAACCAAGCUGAGCAUUUGACCGUCCUAUUUUAUUGAACUGUUUUAUUUUGAAAAGAGUUGUACAUUUGGAGGAAGAACGAAUCAAACUUGAGACUCGUACAAUGAUUCAGAGCAAGGUCCAGCACUGAAUAUUCUGCAUGUUUCAGUCAACAUUGAUCAUCAGAAACCAACACAAAUCAAACAAUCACUGUACAUAAAUAAAAAAAAAGAUGUUUUAAUGCUAAAACAAUAUUGGUCAAUUCAAAAUGUGGUCUGUAUUCGCUCCAUCAGUGGUUCCCUUUUUAAAAGCUUUUGAACUAGUAAAUGGACGGAUAACUUCAUCACCUUCUCUUUGUUUUCAGGAACCUCUUUUCUCUUUGCAAUUUGCAUGCAAAGACUGCCCCUGAUUACUCUGGAGAUGCAACGCUUAGUAAGAGCCUCUAUUUCUGUAGGAAGCCUAGGGGUUUUAAUGAUCCACAGAGGUUCUUUACUCUCCAAAUAAAUACAUAUUCUCAAACAAGCCAAUGUAAGUAGACACUGUAUAAACUAGACGCAAACUGUCAGUAGCAACAGUUCAUGUAAACAGCCCCUUCUAUUUGCAUGCAGAUCAUUUGAGAUAAUUGUGAGAUGUGCAUUUCGCUUUGUUAAAUGGCUGCUAAUUGAUUUGUCCUGAACGUUACGCAAUGCGACAGUAUUUAUAAGACACAUUCAUAGGCUUAUCUCUUUCCAGAGCUUCAUUAGAAAACACAUUGGCUUUGUGUGGUCUUACUCAGUGGUGCAUAUACUUUAUUAAUAUUUCUUAAUAUCUGGUACUUGAGGCAGUUUCAGCUCUACAUGUUUAUAUAAAGCUUGUUUUCUAUAAUAAAUUUACCCACCCGCUGCCAUCCUCACCACAUUCCCACAGCUGAAGCUGCUGUAACAAACACACCCACAGCCAUCCUCACAUUCCCCACAGCUGAAGCUGCUGU